This is a messenger RNA of Dentiscutata heterogama, 387 nucleotides long. The record is from the annotation of a GenBank genome assembly. Lineage: Eukaryota; Fungi; Glomeromycota; Glomeromycetes; Diversisporales; Gigasporaceae.
AUGCUAGCAGUUAUGAAAUCUUUUAAAUUAUUUAUUUUUACUCUUAACUUUUUGGCAAUAAUUCCAAACAUCAUAUUGUCCGCCAUCCCGCUUACAUUUUAUUGCACCCGUUUUGUACCAAGUGCAGUUUCUUUCAACACAUCAAUUGCUAAUAUUGCGUUAAAUGUUUCUGCACUACAAGGCCCAUGUGUAGAAAUUGCCAGCACAGGAAAAUAUACAAAUGGAAGCUCCUUUGCUGUAAUACAAAUAACUUCUGCAGAACCAUUAUGCUACAGUAACGUAGCAGGUGUUCAAGACACCAGAGGGAGUUCUGUUUGGUUUAUGUCACCUCAAGGAUGGGUUUGGUCUGGCUUGACAACUAAUCUGAAUUGGAAUUUAUCUUGUUAG